GGACGAGAAAAAAACGAUACUUUGGGCUCAGCCAAUGUGCGUUAAGGUCGCGAGGACUCUGUCGAACUUUGAUGGGCGCCGCGCGAUUGUUAGGGGGAUUUUUAUAGAUUUUAUAGAACAGUGUGGGAUAUGUCCUAAUUUAUGUAACCCAGGCAAAUUAUGGCGUAAAAGAGCAGUUCAAGUUCAUGUUCAUAGGAGUUCAGAAUGGCGUUUGAGGGGCGUCAGAGCACCGCAGAACGUUCGGUCUUUUCAACACAUCACGGGCAAGCUGGUCUUAAUGGAGGUGGGGGAAGUGAUGAAAGUGCUGCAUUUCCCUUUCUUUUCAUCCCAAGUGCCUCACCUCAGGACGCAGCAUCCUACAUGCCCUGGUCUCAUGCUCAUGAUUGUUCCUCCGGACCAAUCACUUCUGCCCAGAGCGGCAUUGAAAACAGGAAACUCAUUCAUAGUACUGAUUGUGAAGGUGAGACUGACCUACAGGGUCUAGUGUCAAAUAUUUUGGAUGAACCAGAUUCACAAGACAGUUACUACAGUGAUGGGAGUCUACCCAUGUGUGAUUCCAUAUGGUCUCCGAAAACAUUGAAAGAAGAACUGCUUCAGUAUUUACCAUCAGACGCUAAAGUGCAGCAUAGCCCUACAUUUUCUCCAAACUAUGUAUCUCAUGAUUCUUUUAGCAAGGCACAGGGACAGUCUGUGGUGAAAACCAUUGGACAGUUUAGUCCACAUUCAAACGGCUUCACUGGCAGCCAACAGUGUUUUUUAAACUUGCCUAACGGAGAAAGGGGCAUUUCCAUUUUCGAAACUAAAAAGCUCCCACCAGGUUUGUCAUUGCCCAAUAUAGAAAACUCAUACCUGUCACAGAUACAAAACAACAAAUGUGACAAGGUGUCGGUUGACAGAAAAAACAGUCAGUCGUUGAAUGAUUUCCUUGAACUCAGUGACGCCUUUAAGCCACAUUGCGAAAUGAACAGCCCCUAUUUUGAUCCAUACGAUAAAGACCAUUGCAUGCAGAGCAGUAGAAAGACCAUUGGUAUGGCACAGUCUUCCCCAAAUGAUAUUAGCCAAUUGGUCAAUAGUUUUCAGUCAUUUAUGACUGAUAAACAUGAUAGCUUUUCUAACUUUCCAAAUCUUACCAAGCAGAUGCUGCACCAUGAAGAAAACACUAGUCCUCCAUUGUUGACACAACCUCCUACUGCAAUGCAGACCCAAAAAAGACUGGUUGGAGAUUUUGGGACAGCGCAGAGAGAACAAAAUGUGGCACUGAGAAAUCAAACAUUUCUACAAGAUGAUUUUCAAGAUGUGUCUUGUUUCAGCCCACGUUCCAGAGAGUAUUUCAAGUCACUAAAUCAAAGGCCUGCAUCUUUAAACUACCCAAACCAGUUUCAAAACAAUAUUGCCAUCCAGAGAAAGAACAUUAACAUGAGCCAGUACCCAAAGCAUGAUGUAGAGCCGGGCAAGAUACAGAGCAAGAUCAUGCCACAGGUGCAGCAGAUGCCUAUGCCUGCCUUUUUGGAUGAUGGCAUUUCUGCGAGACUCCAGACCCAGAAAAACAAGGCUUCUGCAAAAAACACGCACUUUGAACUUCAGGAGAGCAUGCAGUCUCAGAAAUGUGACAGAAGAAAAAGCUUCAGUGCACUGAAUACACAGCAGUUCAUGCCUCUGUAUCCUGUAAAUGAACCCAGAAGAUGCCCCAGCCUAGUCAACAACUCAAGGUUCAGUGGAAGAAGCAGAAUGCCUUUUGGAUGUGGUGUGUCCCCUGGUAUGGAUGUGGUUUCAGCCAGUGAUUCUGCAGCAUUGAACUUCUAUACCAGUGACAUGAUGACCUGCAGAGGAGAGAGCACCUCUAAUGGCAUAGCCUCAAGUGUUACACCUCCACAUCAAGGAGUACCAGAUCUUAACUUCUUUUUGGAUGAGUGUCAUGAGCAGUGGAGGUGUUUGGAGAGAGAAAGAAAGAGGAUAGAGGCCAUCCUUUCCAAGACAUUUCAUGGAAACUGGACUCCAGCAGUGACAGACACUACAUAUCCCAAUACUCCACAAAAUCCCAUGAGAGUGGACAACCUCAUUAUUAAACAGAUCAGAGAACAAGCAAAGGUAGCAAGCCUUUUGGAAAAGAUGGAAAGUGUGUGCAAAACUCCCCUCCAUAUGAACAUACACACAGCACUAAACAGGCAUCACAUGGCUAUUUGCAUCACCCAGACAAGGCGCAAUGAGGAGAUUGCCAACGCAUCAAAACACCAACAACAGAAAGCUGAAAGCGAGGUUGUGCUGUUGGUCUUUGCAAUCAAUGACCUAGCUGCUACCACAAGGAAGCUCUGCACAGCCCUGUGGUGCGCUCUUCAGAUGACACUACCCAAACCUGUCCAGAGGCAGUACCACAAUUAUGAAGAGGUGACAUGUAGUGACAGAUGCUCCUCUCCAUUUGAGGGGUACUCUUUUAGGAUUUAGCAGGCAACACGUCAUGUUGAAAGUGUCCAUUCACUUCAUGUCACAUCCCAUUUAUAAACUUCCCAUAAGAAAACACAUACAAAAAUAUAGGGACAUUUUACUUGCCAGCUGUCACAGCCAAAUGAGAUGAACAGUUUGAAAUGUGAUAGCUGCAUUCUUGUGACAUCCUGGAGCUUCAAUUGCAGUGGAAUACAAAUUAUCCUGCUGCCUCUUAACUUAAUUGAAUUAGUCCAAGCUAACCUAAAUCUUGCUUCAUCAACACAAUAUUUAAAGUCAGUAUUUAUUUGGAAGAUUACACUUUUCAUUGUUUUACUUAUUUAUUGGAAUGUCAUGAAAACUCUGUUCCCAAAGAAUAAUUGAAUCAUAACAGCAGCAAUUACCAAUUAACAUUAAGACUUAAAUGACUUUGAACUCUUCCCAUUAAGUUGCUACCACUUAUGUUCAGUAUGCUUAGUUAGUAAAAGGUGUUUUUCUGCAGCUUAGUGAAGUUAAUAUUGGUCUUAUGACAAGUAAGUUCAGCGUUUUGAGUGAAUUAAUCACAUUUUCCGAAUAGAUUAAGAAAAUAAAUAUUUUUCUUAUCAGUGAUAUGAAUCGUCCUCUGUUGGGUGACUUUAGCUAUUCAAAACCCUCUUGGCAUAAUAUGUUAAAUACUAACUUGUUUUCUAAUGUGCUGUUUAGCAUCUUACAUACAUACAUUUUGUCUUAACCUUAUAAACAAGAACAGUUUUAAUAAUAUGUGAAAGUGUGAAAUGAUACCCGACAACCUUAAUACAUAGUAACGUAUAAAUCAGACUAUGCAAGUUAUAUUUAUGUAUUUUAAAUUUCAGUUUGUCAGCGACCUGUUAUCAAGCCUGUUGUUUUAAUUUCAGUGAAUUUAAAAAAGGUGUUCCAUUCUCCAUAUGUAUUAGUUGUCUCCAUAUUUGUAAAUGUUCAUGGUUGUUGCGGAGAUUUUAGAAUAAAGCAAACAAGAUAAC
This is a messenger RNA of Betta splendens (Siamese fighting fish), 3416 nucleotides long. RefSeq names its product minamoto (gene meioc). The record is from RefSeq and is a predicted model, not a curated record. The transcript is spliced from 8 exons. Gene Ontology annotation, cellular component: cytoplasm; nucleus. Lineage: Eukaryota; Metazoa; Chordata; Actinopteri; Anabantiformes; Osphronemidae. Gene Ontology annotation, biological process: male meiosis I; meiotic cell cycle; female meiosis I. Bases 205 to 2442 code for a protein of 745 amino acids.